Auxenochlorella protothecoides is the source of this 2493-nucleotide messenger RNA. RefSeq lists its product as hypothetical. The transcript has 8 exons. The record is from RefSeq and is a predicted model, not a curated record. Gene Ontology annotation, molecular function: calcium-activated cation channel activity. Bases 1 to 2493 code for a protein of 830 amino acids. NCBI's taxonomy places the organism in Eukaryota, Viridiplantae, Chlorophyta, Trebouxiophyceae, Chlorellales, Chlorellaceae. Gene Ontology annotation, cellular component: plasma membrane.
AUGGCCCACGAGUUGCCUCAUCGAGGUAUGGAGGAGUACGACUCCGUGGAAUCGGACGCGGCGCCCUCUGCCCCGGCGUGGCUCCCCCAUCCUGGGCCGCUGCAGCAAGCGGUGCUGCAUGAGCACUCGAGCACCCACCGGCAGGCCGGGGCCCGAGUGCCCACGACAGGUCGCGGGGAUGCAGUGGUGGACGUGGAGAUUGGCAGUGCCGCCAAGAAGCCCGAUCUCACACCGGGGCAGGGGAUCAAGGAUCAGCCGUGCCGCACUCUAGGCCUGAGGCGCCGGCAUGCCCGCCAGCUGCGGCGCCAGGACCGGGAUCAGAACGGCGUGCCGGUGCCCUCCACCUCCCGGCCCUAUAGCCUGUGUGCCGGCCCCUCGGCCAUCGCCCAGGGCUGCCUGGGGCUGGGCAUGUACUUUUACACCAUCAAGUGGCUCUGCGCGCUGGCCCUCCUCCUGUCCGUCGUGUACAUGUACCCCCUGGUGGACAACCUGGGCACCCAGGGCUGGGCUGCAAGGUACACCCUCCAGCUCGGCAGCGGGGCGAUGUCCUACUCAUGCCUGAAGCCCUGGCGAACCACCAGCUUCGUCACCCGAUCCACCGUCGGCGCAUACUGCUCCGACCCGCGCUUCGCCAGCGCCUUUGACUGCGCGGCCACCUGCAGUGCGGACGACGCCUCGGCCGGCUGCCCCGCGGAUAGCCCUCCGCAGCUCCAGGCCCCACCGCCCCCCGGCGCCCCCAGCCCCGAGGACCCGGCGGACGCGGCGUGCACUGCGCACCAGCCCUGCGGCGACGGCGGCGCCGCCGCCGCCGGCUGCGGCUGUUGCACACUGGCCGUGGACGCGGGCACGCUGCGGGCGGCCCACGCCGUGCCCACCGCGCAGCUGGCCACCUUCCUGGUCGGCCAGGCGCUGACGGGGGUGUGGAUAGCCGCACUGCUGGCGGCCCUGGCCAGAUUCAAGCGCUCCGCGGCGCGCCCCGUCCUCUCCGCCUCCCGCUUCUCGGUCCUGCUGCGCGGCAAGCGGCUGGAGGACGGGCCGCUGGCCGACUGGGCGCGGCAGUAUGGCCCGGUGGCGGCCUGCGCGGUCAUCCCCGCGGUGGGAGGGGUCCUGCGCUGGGGCCGGGAGGCGCAGGCCCUGAGGUUCACCCUAGCGGAAUCGGCCGCGCAGCAGACCCCGCCCCCGCUCGGCGCCUUGAAACGCUGGCUGUUCCGCUGCGCUGCGCUGGGCUGCGCCUCCCACGCGCGCCUGGCCGCCCGCCUGGCACGAGCCGAGCGUCGGGUGGCGCUGUACAGCCAGCCGCGCCACGCCGGCCGGCCCACCGGCUCGGCGCUCGUGACUUUCGAGUACGCGGCACACGCCGACGCGGCCAUCGCCCACGGCGGCGCCGGCGGGGCGGUGGGCUGGGUGCUCGACGCCGCGCACGGGGUGGGCAUCUCCUUCGACAGCUGGGCGGCCUUUGCUGCCUCGGCGGGGGACACGGUGCGCCUGUCCCUGGUGUCCGCCACCGCGGGGCUGGCCGUCGUGGUCGUCAACCUGGGCGUGACGGCCGCCGUGCGCCAGCUAACGCUGCACGAGCGGUGGCCGACACACUCCGCCACCCACCGCUGGCUGGUGGUGCGCCUGGCUGCCGCCUACUGCUUCAACGCCUUUGCGGUGCCGGUGCUGGCGGCCUACGCGUCGGGCAACCGCGCCAGCUGGUUCUCGCGUGGCGGCCUGGUGGAGAGCGCCUUCUGGACACAGCUGGCCAACGCGAUCGUCCUGCCCCUGGCCAGCCUGUUCGACCCCGGGCCGCUGACGCGCGCGCACGCGCUGGCGCGCUGGGCACGCACGCAGGCGGCGCUGGACGCGCUGCUGGCGCCGCCGCCUUUUCCGCUCGCCGAGCAGGCCGCCAACGCGGUCAUGGUGCUGGCGCUGGCGCUGUGGUGGGGGCCGGUGCUGCCCCUGUCCCCCAUGCUGGGCACGCUGGGCCUGGCCGCGCUCUACUGGGCAGACAAGUGGGUGGCGCUGCGCCGCUGUGCCGCGCCGGCCAACUCGCAAGGCGCCGUGGAUGAGGCCACGGGGGUCAUGCUGCGCGCGCUGCCCCUGGUCCAGCUGGUGCUCAUGCGCUACCUCUACUUCCAGGACCACCCUGCCAUCGACGUGGUGUUCUGGGUGGGGCUGGCACUGUGGCUGGCGCUGUCCUUGGUCCCGCUACACACCCUGGUCCCACGCUGGCUGGAGGGAAAGCGGUGCGCAGAGGGGGCAUCGGACGGCGUGGGCCCCGGCGCCGGCGCCAACAGCCCCACUGCGGUCGGCAUGCGAUACAGCGCCGUGCUCGGUGGGGGCCAGCGAGGGGGGGUGGAGGACACCUACAUCCCUGCCAUCCCCGCGGCCUGCCCGCCGGACUUCACCCGCACCCUGCAGGCCCUGUUCCGGCCAGAGGGUCCUGCAAGGGGCCCCUUGGGCAUGGCUGCGUCACGCACUCGUCUUUUCUCUGAGACCGACCUGCCCUGA